Messenger RNA from Brugia pahangi, 3717 nucleotides. The record is from the annotation of a GenBank genome assembly. Lineage: Eukaryota; Metazoa; Nematoda; Chromadorea; Rhabditida; Onchocercidae.
AUGCAAGGAAACUGGAUCAGUGGAGCAACUGAUAAGGAAAACAAGCUAACAAAUAAUGUAACUGCACAGCUGUCUAUGCAGCAGAGACUAUACAAUUUCGAAAAUCUUACGUCCAGUUAUGGUUUAUCGAAAAUGAUGUGGUCGAUGUCAGAAAUGGCGGAUACUGACCGUGCUCGUACUUUUUUACGAGGAAAAGCGUUUUCCUUACUGAUGAACGCUGUAGCUGAUGAAAUUGACCGAUUGAUUUAUAAAAGUAAUUUGAUGUUCAAUGGUACACCAACUGUAGCGCCAGAUACUCUCAUUGCUGUUCUGACACAGCAGCUUAAUCAUGCUACCAUUGAAGAUUCAGCUGUAUUAUCAAUAAGACCCAAUAUUGUGGCAAAUAACCAUCAUCAGGAACAAAAAGCUUCUGCAAAAGCAAUCAUUCAGCUUGCGCGUUGGUUGCAAAUGGAAUCUAGUUUGUUGCCGGUAGCUAUGAGCUAUUCGAUUCGUAUCGUUUUUCAUAUGUUUGGAGUUGAACAAUCUCGACUACCAGUACUUGGCCCAUCUGGCAUCAUUGACUCACUUGCUGGUGCUCUUUUGAGUACAUCAUGUAAGUUAUCACCACAUUUGGCGAAAGCUCACCUGGAACUGGGUAAUUGGGCAUUUAAAAGAGCAACUGAUGCUGACAAUGAAAUUAGAUUGUCAUUCAUCAAUGAAGAGUGUGACACAAUGAAAUGGCAAAUUAAGAACGCGUGCACAUCAGUAGAUGAUUCGGUUGUAGAAAAUCUGUUGCAAACAAUGCAGAAGUGUACUAGCUUAGCUGCAAUUUUACCGAAUUGCAAGGCUGUUGUAGGAAAUUCAAUUAACGAACAGACAUGCGAUUUGCUGUUUGGUCCGAGAAGCAUCGUUCAAGAAAUUUGGAAAGGAGCAAAUUCACGUCAUUUGGCUUUUUGUAAUUGUGCAGCACAUUCAUACUUCGCUUACAUUGCUGUAAAUGGGCGUGAAGCAAAAGAGGGAACAAUUGGAGUAGUGAUGGCAACUUUACGAAUUUUACAAUUAUUGGUAAAACAGUACGAUGCUUUGCAUCACUUAAUUCUCACUGAAAUGCUUCAAGUAAACGAAUUGAUGUGGAAAGAUAUUCUUCCACAGUUAUUUGCGAGGCUAAAUCAUCCAGUGCGUGCAGUGCGUGACACGCUUUGUACUAUACUGGAAAGAAUUGCAGCUACAUCACCACAUGCACUUUGCUAUCCGGCAAUAGUUGGUACUACUCAACCCAUUGUUAUUCACAACGAAUACGUUGACAAUGGUGAAGUGGAAAAAAAUGAUUUCGUUGAUGUUAUCGAUGAAGAGAAGAAGAAACGUGCUGAUCAGGAUCGAUCAUUAAUGUUUGAAUGUUGUCAACGUAUUGUAACUCGAAUGCAGGCGUUGUUUCCCGAUCUUGUCAAGGAUGUUACUGAAUUCGUUAAGGAAUUGCAAAGGAUUGACAUGUUACAUGAAGAACGUUGGACUUUUGUUUUAACAAAUUUGGAUCUCGAAAUGAAUCGUCGAAUUUUGCAAAUUGAGGAAGAAAUGAUGAAAACACUGAUGAAUACACAUUUAAGUGAUGAUGAAAAGAAGGACAUUAUUCACGAGAAGACAAUCAUAUUUACAUCUUUGGUUUACCGUAUUGUCGAGAACUUAUACGAAAAAACGUGCACCAGUGUACCUGUGACAAUAAAUGAAAAGCAAUUUCAAGAUGCAUACCUUGCGACUAUUGAAGAAGCUAUGAAAACUCUUCGACGGAAUAGAUCAGAACCACGCCAAGCCUGGGCUUCAUUCAAACUUUUAUUAACGCAGUUAAACCAGCGGGCAAACAGGCGAUCAUUCGUGUUUCUUCAAAUGGCUGAUAUUUCGCCACGUCUUACUGCAUUAAAUAAAACACAUGUGCCACUUCCUGGGCAAGAACAUAAGAAUUUCUGUGAUGUUGUAAUGCUGGAAAGAAUUAGCAAGCAGACAGUAAUACUACCAACUAAAACGCGACCGAGGAAAGUUGUGUUUCAUGGGUCAGAUGGGAAGGAUUAUCCUUUCCUUUUCAAAGGACAGGAAGAUUUACAUUUGGACGAACGCAUUAUGCAGUUAUUGCGUAUUUGUAACUUGAUGCUUUCGACAAAGGAAACUGAUUGGCCAUCUUAUAUAGCCGAAAAUUAUUCGGUCAUCCCUCUUGGCUCUCGUUCAGGCCUUAUCGAAUGGGUUGAAGGAGCGACGCCUAUCUUUCAAGUUUAUCGAAAAUGGCAGCUUCGUAAAGCAGCUGAAAAUAUGGCAAACCAGAAAAUAAAUGAGGUCGAAAGACCGAGUGCGUUAUUUUUCAGAAAACUCAGGGCAGCUUUCCAAGCUAACAAAAUCCCAAAAGAAUCCAUCACUGAUCGCCAAAAAUGGCCAUAUCCUGUGUUAAAAGGUGUUGUUGAAGAUUUAAUCGAAGAAACUCCUCGAGAUCUACUUUCACGGGAGUUCUGGCUUCGAGCUGGUAGUUCAGAUACAUGGUUCCGAGUCACUGAAAGGUUUGCUCGAUCAACAGCAGUUAUGUCGGUGUUAGGCAGUAUCCUGGGUCUGGGUGAUCGCCAUCUGGAUAAUGUUCUAGUUAAUUUUGAAUUUGGACAUGUGGUCCAUAUCGAUUAUAAUGUCUGCUUUGACAAAGGACGGAAUUUGCGCGUACCAGAAAUGGUACCAUUUCGUUUAACAGGAAAUAUUGUUCGAGCUCUUGGUCCUACUGAUAUUGAAGGGACUUUUCGGCUUUCCUCCGAAAAUGUGUUAAGGAAACUCCGUGCUGGGAAGGAAAUAUUACUGACGAUGCUGGAUGCAUUUGUUUACGACCCAUUAGUUGAUUGGGCUGCUGCACAAGAUGAUCUCGGUUCCAAGUCAAUGAUUGGUAUUGCGACAUUCAUUGCCGUAUACGGGGUAGUAGAUGGCCAUUCUGAUAUUUUGCAUGCAAUGACUCUGUCACUGUUGGCUCUUCGUGCCAGAGAACUCUCUUCUUCAUGGCUUGAUAACAGAAAUCAUCUUAUAUGUAUGCUAUCGUCCAUUAUAAGCAUACUAAAGAAAAUGUACGAAAAUACUCAAAAAGAUGCGGAAAGUCGACCUCAGAAUUGGGAAGACGAAAUAAAUAAACUGGAAGUGGAGAAACUAUCAAUUGAACGUGAUUUGAAAAAGGCAGUUGCAGAACAUCAUUCUAUGAUGCAUGAUAUACGUCCUCUGCUUCGUUCUUUCGCUCAUGCAAGUUUUGAUUUAAAAAAUGAAUCAUUUGCUAUUUACUUGCAACGAUACAAAGAAUUAUUCAGUGAACCACUGAUCAAAGGACUUAAGUUAUUGGAUGAUCCAUACAGUAAUUGUGCUGCAUGCAUCGAUCUUUUUUUGUCUGUUAUUGACAAUAUCCCAAGUAUCUACGACAAUUUAUUAUUGCUGGAAAAAAUGAAAGAAAGAGAAGAAUUGCCUCCCUGCAAUGGCAAGUCUUCACCAGUGGAACAUCAUAAAGGACAGCAGCAGCAGAAUUUACAUGGUAAGCAUGUUUCAAAAAGAAUACGGAUGAAAUUAGAAGGAAUGGUUACUCCUGGCAUCAAUAAAAACGAAAAUACAAAAAUUGAUGCAAACAUUGUAAGCGAACCGUUGACACCAUCAGAACAGAUUGACUUAUUAAUUCAACAAGCGACGGAUAUAAGUAAUUUGGCAUUGAUGUAUGAGGGGUGGACGGCAUGGGUGUAA